UAUAUGUUCUCCAGACAUAGCAGCGACGUGUCUCAGCAGCUUCGCCCUGAUUGGACGCUCCUGUGGCGGCUGCGUGUGAAAUUUUUUGCCGCUGAGCUUUUCCACCUAGCCGAAAUUAGCCACGUUUGAUUCGGCUACAGGGGCAGCUAUACCAAGCUGUGUCUAGACACCGACUUUUAGGCAUGGGUUACUGAAAUCAACGUUAACAUACGGUAUUUUAUUUUAUAAAGAGCGUUUACAAUGGCUUGUGUCGCGGUGCUGAGCCGGUUUGUGUUGCUGGCCGCCGGCCUUGUGUUCGUCCUCCCCGGGCUGGGAGCAGCAUGGGACGCGGAUUUAGAGCUGUUCGACUUGGUGGAGGAAAUCCCACAGACAUUUUACGAGUUCCUGUCUGUUAACCAGGAUGCUCCAUCCUCCGAGAUCAGAAAGGCAUACAGGAGGCUUUCUCUCAUCCUUCACCCUGAUAAAAACAAAGAUGAGAAUGCUGAAACUCAAUUUCGUCAGCUUGUUGCCAUUUAUGAAGUUCUUAAAGAUGAGGAAAGGAGAAAAAGGUACGACGACAUCCUGGUUAAUGGGCUUCCUGACUGGAGACAGCCCGUGUUCUACUACCGCCGUGUCAGGAAGAUGAGCAACGGCGAGCUGGGCUUCCUCCUCUUCCUCAUCCUCACUGUGGGCCACUAUGCUGUGAUCUGGUCCAUAUAUUUGGAGAAGCAGUUGGAUGAUCUCCUGAGCAGGAAGAAGAGAGAGAAGAAGAAAAAACAAAGCAGCAAGGUAGUCGAGGAGCAGAAGACCACGGGGCAAGAGAAAAAUGAGAAAUCUGAUAAACCUCACUGGCAUGAUAUUCUGCCACUCAAACUGAGCAUCUGGCUUUACUACUCUCUGAAAUCUCUGCCUCAUGUCAUACAGGACAUGAAGCAGUACUACAAAGACUACAAAGAAAUGAAACUGAAAGAAAAAGAGCAAGCAGAAGCACAAGCAGAGCAAGAAACGCAGCAAAGAGAGAAACGGCCAAAGGUGAAGAAACCCAAAAUGGAGUUUCCAGUUUAUGAGCCCGGUGAGGUGGGGUACAUCCCCAUGUAUGACCAGGGAGCGUCCAUCGAAGACAUCGAGGAUCAAAUGGACGACUGGCUGGAAGAUCGUAAAAUGCAAAAAAAGAAAACUCCGGAGUGGACAGACGAGGACCUCAGUCUGCUGACUCGCUGCAUGGUGAAGUUUCCUGGAGGAACACCAGGGCGGUGGGAGAAGAUCGCUCAUGAGCUGGGCAGAUCGGUCACUGAUGUUACGAUGAAAGUAAAACAAGUUAAAGACAAUGUCUCCAACACAUCAGGGUUGGUGAAGCUCUCGGAGCUGAAGAGUAGUGCCAUGGUAGGAAAGAGUGUGGUCCCAGAUAGCCUCAUGACCCAGCGGGAGGAAAUCGGGCUUCCCGAAGAGCCUUCAGAGCCCGACACAGCCGAGGAAACGGAGAGCAGGACUGUGAGGAGACGAGGCAAAAAAUCCGCAGCAGGGGCUGCUGGGACAGGAAAUGGCGAGGAGAGAGAAAAAGCAAAAGGGCGCAGACAGAGAGACUUUGACCCCACAGCUGUGGAUGAGGACAGCGAAGAGGAGAAAAAGCAGCCGAAAGAAAAGCUGAGCGCUGCUGAUGAGGUCUGGACCCAAAACCAGCAGAAACUGUUAGAGCUGGCGCUGCAGCAGUACCCACGAGGCACCGCCGAACGCUGGGACAAGAUCGCCAAGGUGGUGCCUGGGAAGAGCAAGGAGGAGUGUAUGAUCCGGUACAAGCUGCUCGCUGAGCUGGUGCAGAAAAAGAAACAGGCGAAGAGUUGACAAUUUGAUCCUCUUCUCUGCCUUUUUUUUUUUUUCUCUCUUUAUGUGCCUUAGCUUUGCCAAAGUCCACGCUGUACAUCAACUGGAUCAAGUCUUCACACCUGUUCACAAACACUCAGGUGCUGACACACGAACCUGUCCUGUUGAAAUCAGCAGGCUUCAGUAUUGGACAAACGCAGCCAAGAUCUGUAUUAUGCGAAACUGCACAUGUGCAUAAAUCAGUUUUAUUAUUUAUUAUCUUCCUUUGCUGCCGUGGCCUUUUUGUUUCUCUGUGUAAUUUAAUGCACGUGGAACAGAACCGCUGAGCUUAUGAUGUUCGUUGUUUUUUUUUCUUGAACAUUGUGUCCACCUCGCUUUUCACUCGAAUGUGGCACCAUUUGUUUUUAUCUGUUCAUGAAACAUAAAUCAUUUUAUGCACAACUGA
Neoarius graeffei (lesser salmon catfish) is the source of this 2245-nucleotide messenger RNA. It is a transcript of the gene dnajc1, whose product is annotated as DnaJ (Hsp40) homolog, subfamily C, member 1. The transcript is spliced from 12 exons. Lineage: Eukaryota; Metazoa; Chordata; Actinopteri; Siluriformes; Ariidae. Gene Ontology annotation, cellular component: endomembrane system. Bases 241 to 1821 code for a protein of 526 amino acids. The record is from RefSeq and is a predicted model, not a curated record.